AUGAGUGACACUGACGACAGGAAGAUGGCAGGUGAUUACAGCCUGUCCGACACUGCCGCACCUGAUCAUGGCCGUUCGGCUCACAACUACACAACACGAACACCCUCAGCACCCAUAGUCAGCCCCAGGAGUAGUGCCUGUACACCUAGAUACCUGGUCGGACUAGUGUUCUUGGCUUUUGUAGUCAUCAUAUGGGUGGGAUCGUCAUGGUUGAUGAAGUUUAUAUAUAGCUCGGGUGAAACCAGCUUCAACAAGCCCUUCUUCCUGUCAUACUACAACGCUUCCAUGUUCUCUGUUUACUUGCUGGGAUUUGUGUGGAGGCCGCAGUGGAGAGCGAACUGGCCGACACGCGAAGAGUUCAA
Messenger RNA from Sphaeroforma arctica JP610, 362 nucleotides. RefSeq lists its product as hypothetical. Gene Ontology annotation, biological process: regulation of peptide transport. NCBI's taxonomy places the organism in Eukaryota, Ichthyosporea, Ichthyophonida. The transcript has a single exon. The record is from RefSeq and is a predicted model, not a curated record. The annotation marks the transcript as partial.